Molecule: messenger RNA, 1344 nt
Organism: Aphanomyces astaci
Lineage: Eukaryota; Oomycota; Saprolegniomycetes; Saprolegniales; Verrucalvaceae
Exons: 8
Coding region: 284-1300 (338 amino acids)
Source: RefSeq, a predicted model, not a curated record
GCUGCCGCAUUACAGUAACGAGAUGGAGGGAACAAGGUACUGACGGCAGUUGGUCGACUGACGAACCCCUCAUGCAAGAAGUGGUAGAUCGGUUUCAUCGCCACUAGAGUCGGAUCGUCUUCGAGAGGCUGCAAAGAACGUUGACACGGACGAGCUAGAGUCACUUCGCCGCAAGAUCAUCGAGCUCGAGCGAGAGUUCUUGCUAGCCCAAGUCCAGCAACAAGUCAUCAGUGACUUGGAGGCCACGUCAUCUCUCGCGAGUUUAACGGCGCACCUGGCCAACAUGAACGUGGCCGAGUCACGCGCAGUCAUGCUGACCCGAAAGAAGCAGCUGUGGGCCACAUGUCACGAGCGCGAUUUGGCAGUGCGCCAGAUCCAAGACACACUCGACCAGAUCGACGUCACGCGGCAAGCGCUGCAGCACGCCGAAGCGGACGCGAACGCCGUGGCCGUGGCCAACGCCGCCGCCCGCAACGAGUGGAAGGCGCUCCAAAAGCGCAACACGCAAAAGAAAACCGUGCUGGAAAUGGCGUUCAACGUGCAAAUCACCAACGAGCAGUCGUGCACUGACCUUCUGGAGCGGCAGGCGGUGGCCAUGCAGGAAGACCACGAGCGAGAGCACGCCCUGGACGACCAAAUUCUUGACUUGACGGCCCAAGUCAAGCAAUCGUACGAAGUUCUAGAGCAACUUCGCCAGGAUGCGACGCGGCAAGCAGAGGACGUCCACAUCCUCGAACAGACCAAGAAGUAUGCCCACUUGAACGAGAUCAUGCAAUGGUAUAUCGAAAUGCAGGCGUUGGUCACCCAUCUCACGGGUCUGCGGGUGCUUCGCGUGGAAGCAUCGCAUUUCGAUGUCCAAGUGGGCGACUUUGAGCUGCGGAUGGUUAUGGAUCCUGACUCGAUCAAGCUACAGCAAGUGCAGUUGACCCCCCCAACGCUGGACAUUGCCGACUUGGUUGAAAUCGCCGUGGACGAGAACGACGUGCCGUUUUUACUGCGGGAAACCCAGGCGCGAGUAGUCAACAUGGCGCAGCUGCAAGCGCAUUUGGAUUUCCUUGCGACAGAGGGCGUCACGUGCACUCGCAACGGCAUGAAUGUGUCGUUGAAAUUUGGCGCACCAGAUGAAGAAAUGUAUGUGGAGGUGGAAGUGAGCACUGAAUAUGCGCUGGACCACGAGUGGCUCCAAGUGCUCGCAGUUCGACCAGCGAACGAACGAUUGAUGGUGGCGCUCAACACGACAGUGCAAUGCCGCAACCUCGUGGAUUUGAUUCGAGAAAUUGUCCACCAAUUAUUGCAAUAAGCGAUCAUAAACCACGUCUCAUAUACAACAAUCCCACUCUUGCG